This is a messenger RNA of Stylonychia lemnae, 933 nucleotides long. Lineage: Eukaryota; Ciliophora; Spirotrichea; Sporadotrichida; Oxytrichidae. The record is from the annotation of a GenBank genome assembly.
AUGAAAACAGGCUAAUUAUUAAAAUUCACAGCACUUCUUUUGUUAACUGGACAAGUCAAGUACACCUUGUCUAAAGUCCUAUUCAGCAAAGAUCUUAGUGUCAAUGGUACUCUGCAAGCAAAUGAAGGUGUAUUCAAAAAGCUGCAUGUUAAGGAGGUUUGUAAUAUUGAUGAAUUACUAUCUGCUGACUCAAUUAAAUCGAAAGUAGUUGACACUUAACAGUUGUAUGUUGAUGUGAUUUAAGGUUUAGGUGAAUCUCGCAAUCCAAUAAUAAUCUAAGGUUCUCUGAUAAUAGAAGAUGCAGAUGAGGUGAUAAAAUCUCCUGCUAUUUAAAACGCCAUGCUAAAGAGUACUGGUAGGAGUCGUGUUUAAAUUUCCAUGCCUCAUAAACUUACACAAUCUACUGCAGCUUCAUAAUAGCUGCACAAUCCCUAAGAGGGCUUUUAAAGGUAAUAUGCCGAUUCAUAAAACGAUUGGGUUCUUGUUGGCAAGGAUGAUUUCAAUAAUAAAGAAGAUGUAGAGAAAGGAGGUUGGAGUUUCACUUAGACCUCAUUCUGCCAAAAUUCUCAAGACAGGUUCCUUGGAGGUCAUUGCCUUUUAAGUAAUUAAGAAGUCUCUAAGGAAUAUAGAGAUCUACCUAAGCAUAGUAAAUUACUAGUGAUGGCUUCUCUUCACUUUUUGGAUAACUGGAAAGGAGAAACAGCUACUGUCGCUAUCGAUAAUCAAGUUUCCUGGAUGAAAUCAGUUAGAGCUAGUGAGAAUUCAGUUGAUCUUUGCGGAGGAAAUUUCAAAGAAGCUGCUUUUAAUGUGCCUGUGAUCAUUGAUACUGUUCAUAGCUUGGAUACUAUGAAAUUAACAUUUAAAGCUAAUUUAGGCAAUGAUCCCUGCGAAAAGAGUCUCGGAAUUGAUAAUGUUGAAGUAUAUGUCAAAUGA